Messenger RNA from Struthio camelus australis, 1496 nucleotides. The record is from RefSeq and is a predicted model, not a curated record. Lineage: Eukaryota; Metazoa; Chordata; Aves; Struthioniformes; Struthionidae.
GUAAACGCUGAAAUUGCAGCGAGGAAAGGGCAGAUAUCUUAAACUUUAAAUUUGUAUUAAUUUUUAGUAUCCUGAAAAUAUGGAGCUGUUUAAUUUGGCUGUCAUCUUAUGCUGAUGUACUGCAGCAAAAAUAGUUCACAGAGAUGAUGUCCCUUGAUAUAUCUGACAGUGCUCAAAUCUAUGCUGCGUUCCUAGUUUACCUGGACCUAUUAGAAGGGAGAAACUGGCAUGAAGUCAAGUAUGUUGGAUUAGCAGAGCUGCAGCUCAUAUGUUUACAUGCACGUGAAAGAGAAGUGGACAAUCUACAAGUGGUGGUGCCAGUACCUGUGCACAUAUCACUAAGUCAUGAGAGGAUAAGAGAAAUCAUGCAGAAAGCCUCUCUCCCACAGGACAAACCUGACACCCCACAGUCAGUUACCUUGGCCAUAGUUGAGUCAGAUUCCACAGUAGUCUACUAUAAAAUGACUGAUGGCUUUGUAAUGCCAGAUCCUCCUGAUGAUACUGAAGAUGUGGACAAUAAACAGUGGAGGAAGAAAAGAAAGAAGCUUUUCAAAUGAUUAAGACAAACAGACUUUUAUUGAACUGCUGUCCGCAAACCUAAGCAAAUCCAGGAACUUAUGUAUGUGAAUAAGUAGUGCGAUAAAGUCUCACUUCUGCCUAUCAAGCAUCUGUUCACAGAGGAGAAUGGAGGCUUGUGCAGAUAGAUGCACAGUAAUAAAAUGCCAGUAUUACAUGGGUCACGCUUUUGAGGCAGAUUGCUUCUGACUAAUAAAUACACUUCUGAGAAGUUUCCAAAGCUAGUCUCUCCUUUAUACCUAUUCAGCUACGUAACAGAGUAAGCUCAUCAUUACCUAUAUUAUAAAUGUUUAUUAAAGGUAAAUCUUAAGGGUUUCUGGCAGGAGUACUGAUACUGAGUUAAGGACUUUGUAGUUUACGGAGUCCCUUUGUUUUAACACUGUAGAAGGGCUCAUGCUACCUCCCGGUUUUCUUUGCUGAAUACUUAUCUUCUUGUCCCCAGGUUUUUGAGAAGAGGUUUUUCCACAGAAACACCCUAUUGUAAUUUUUUUUCUCCCGCAGAGGGAAAACUGACUACUGGAAUACCAGAGGCUACUAGAACAAAUCCUAGACUAGUAAGAGGGUUUUGGAGUCCUUGCAUCUGCAAGAGGAAGGACCAGCCUCUGCUAGUAGGUUCACCUGGAGGUAGGUUAUGACUGGAGCAAAUAAACCUGAAAAUGUUGACCUAGGGUGGUGUCACCCAUGUGGCUGAGUGCACACCACGUUAAAGGUCAGGAUCCAGAAACACUGCCAGGCUCAAAUACAGUGUUGGAGGCUGGUCUGAGAACCGAAAGUGCCUUGUGCUUGCAUCGCAGUGUAAUGAAGUUGCCUAUGUGAGGCCCUGCCCUCUUUCUUUUUGGGUCUGGUGUGUAAAAUUGCUUCACUGUGCUUUUAGUGCUUAAAGCUCUCUGAAGAGGACGAUGGUAAUUGGGUGCGUUUUC